Lachancea dasiensis is the source of this 1653-nucleotide messenger RNA. The record is from the annotation of a GenBank genome assembly. Lineage: Eukaryota; Fungi; Ascomycota; Saccharomycetes; Saccharomycetales; Saccharomycetaceae.
AUGACUAGACCCGGGCCGCUUACCAAUAUCCGGCGGUAUGUCCACCUGCCGCGGACAGCCAGAUCCCCUCGGAUAGACAUUUCCGAUCAUAGCCUAGCCCCAACUCCAGAAGAGCUUGAGGCCAUCAAUAAUCUUCCUUUCUUUCAAGAAGAGAAAAAGGUGUCAAAUCGUCCGAUCACUAAGGCCAAGCAGUCCUAUCUUGAAAAUAAACUACGCAUAGUACGACAACUUUUCAAGCACGAAUGUAACGCCGAAUACUUAUCCUACACACUACCCAUGUCGAUGCAAAAUCCUUAUUUGGACGCGCAUGCUCGAGCAACGGCAGACCCGGAAACGGGCGCUAUUCAAUAUGCUGGUACUCCCAGGCUCUCCGUAACAAAAAUGCUAACCAAAAGGUGGUGUGAAUUGCGUGAGACGUACGAUAUUUAUUCGCAGAUACCCAUAUAUGAGCACAGCCAGGUUGCCCAGGGCCGGCAGGUACAUCAGAUGCUUGAGGAAGAGGCACAUGUACCAAUAGACGUGGAAGAGUUCAAGACAAAUUUUGAGGUCACUAUUCCUAACGACGCCUUCCAUACUCUAGUUGAAGACUGGUAUGCAACCACGACGAGACUUUUGACUCUACUCAAAACAGGCGAAGCGAGAGAGAUACUGUGCCAUGGGUAUCUGAAUCCUGAGUCUUGUCGUCUGCUGAAAGGAAAUGUGACCAGCGACGAAGACAUUUUAGUUAGCGGCAUCAUCGAUCAUUUGGUGCUGAGACGACGCGAUUCAUCUACCAGUGCGCCCAGACCACUAGUGAGCGAUUGGGAUGAUCAGUAUGGAGCGGACGCUCUUGACAUCAGAAAGAUCUUAGAAAGGUUAUCCGUCUCGGUGAAGGAUGCGAAAGAGGAUAUGGAGCUAAUAAUCAGCGAUGUGAAAACCCGCCCAACGAAAACUGUGCCCACACAACAAACCGUCAUAACAGCAGCCAAGUUACAAGUUAUGUACUACCGGUAUUUUAUGGAGACACUGGGAUUGGACGCGCAUGCCACAUACAACAAGUUGCUGAUAAAUGCACAAAGGCGGGGGCAUGACGUUGAUCAGCCAGUUGAACCAGGGAAAAUCAUAUAUCUAAUGGAGGUGGAUCCAAUCAUGAAGGCGGAUAUGGUGAGACUGCAUAACGGCUCCCCUAUAGGCUUCGAACCCUUUGACAAGUUUUACAGUCAAUACAAGAAGACAGAAGCUUGCACAUGGGAGUCUCUUACAAGCAGAAUAACCGAUCCCCUUACAAGACAGAAAUAUGGCUCUCUAUUUUCCAACUGGGCUACUCCGGUUACUUUGCGCUAUUUUGCGGCUCGCUUGGCUCAACUUUAUCACAUCUUGGGGCCGUUACUUUCCUCAGAGUUGAUGAUAGAGUACUAUUCCGGCAAUAAAAACUUUCACAACAUUUCCUUCACAUACGAUUCACAGGCCUUAAUGCACCAGAGCACCGACAGCGCCCUGUUCUGGUUUGGCAAGCGAAACAUUGAGCCUAUAAAGCCAACUUUACGAAAUGUUUUAACCUACUGCAAGUACUGUGACUACCAAAGCAUCUGUCUCUGGAAGAAAGAGGCCAAAGAAAAAGCCCAGAACUUAGGAAAAGACCUGGAGAAGCUCUAUCCGGGAGUGAGAAGCUAG